AUGAGUGGUAUUUUUGAUAGAAUGAUCUCAUAUUUAAACAGUGGACCAAACCAAUAUGCAUCAGGUUCAAGAUCCAAUGCUUACUCUGAUCGAAACAUGAUCUAUGGCAGAGAUGUUACUAACUCAUCGGCAACUGCUCAUCCUAACCGCAAGAGCAGAAGAUUGAGCACUAUUUCAAUUGAAUCUGGAGAUUCAAUGGACAUGCCCCACAAAGACGAAGAGGCUGGAAUUUUUGAUGACAAAAUGAAAAUGAAAAAGAACAUGGACAUGAAGAAGAUGGAAAGAGAUAAUAACAAUACAUCAGACUUUAUUGAUGCACAUGAAGGUAUCUUUGCCAACUUUAGCAAUUAA
This is a messenger RNA of Ascoidea rubescens DSM 1968, 351 nucleotides long. RefSeq lists its product as uncharacterized. The transcript has a single exon. The record is from RefSeq and is a predicted model, not a curated record. NCBI's taxonomy places the organism in Eukaryota, Fungi, Ascomycota, Saccharomycetes, Ascoideales, Ascoideaceae. The coding region runs from base 1 to 351 and encodes 116 amino acids.